GCGGCGCCCAUGAGUGAAGGGUCUCCAGCCUUGGAGCCUGGCGCUGCUCCUUAUGGCAACUUCCCUAAUUAUUCCCGCUUCCAUCCGCCCGAGGGGCGAGUCAGCCUCCUGCCUGGCGGGCUCUUGCAGAGCCUGUUCCCCGCCGCGGCCCGCCCGCUUCUGGGGCUCGAUGUGGGGUGCAACUCGGGGGAGCUAAGUGUGGCUCUGUACAGGCAUCUCCUUGGCCUUCAGGAGAGCAAAGGCUGCCUGGACCAGCCUGCAGCUGGAAAGGAUCUAAACCUUCUGUGCUGUGACAUUGAUCCAGUGUUGAUUGAGAGGGCUCAGCAGUGCAGCCCCUUUCCUGCCUCCAUGUCCUUUGCCAACCUGGACAUCAUGGACUCCAGUGCCCGGGAGCCAAUCCUGCGCUCCUACCUGGGCCGUUUUGGCCGCUCCACCUUUGACAUCGGUUUUUGCAUGUCUGUGACCAUGUGGAUCCACCUGAAUCAUGGGGAUAGUGGCCUGAUGGAGUUCCUGUCCUUCCUCUCCUCUCUGUGCAAGUACCUGCUGAUUGAACCUCAGCCGUGGAAGUGCUACAGGGCAGCUGCACGCCGCCUUCGGAAGCUGGGCAGAAAUGACUUUGAUCACUUCCGAUCUCUUGCUAUUAAUGGGGAUAUGGCGGAGAGGAUAACCCAGAUCUUAACGAAGGACUGCGCCAUGGAGCUGGUGUGCUGCUUUGGGAGCACCAGCUGGGACAGAAGCCUCCUGCUUUUUAAAUCAAAUGGCUCAAAUCGUGAGGGCAGGGAGUCUUCAGAACAGGAGCAGUGACUGACAAAUGGCUUCUGACAUUCAUGAAUUCACAGGCAAGGAGCUGCUUGCUGUUUACAGGGUCAGAUCUAGGAAUUUGUAAAUCCCUAUUGGGACCAGACCUUGACCGACCUAGGGAGU
Haliaeetus leucocephalus (bald eagle) is the source of this 924-nucleotide messenger RNA. RefSeq names its product BCDIN3 domain containing (gene BCDIN3D). Gene Ontology annotation, molecular function: RNA methyltransferase activity; O-methyltransferase activity. Bases 10 to 804 code for a protein of 264 amino acids. Lineage: Eukaryota; Metazoa; Chordata; Aves; Accipitriformes; Accipitridae. Gene Ontology annotation, cellular component: cytoplasm. The record is from RefSeq and is a predicted model, not a curated record. Gene Ontology annotation, biological process: negative regulation of pre-miRNA processing; miRNA metabolic process. The transcript has 2 exons.